UUCAAAGCGAUGGCGGUUGAGGAUACUGGGGAAGGGGUGGCUGUGGCUGCCGCAGCGAUAGCGGCGGGCGAGGCUCUGGCUUCCGCCUCAGCUGCCUUAGCAGCCCCCGGCGUUCAGGAGGACGUUUCCUCUGCUCUGCUGGCGGAGUUCUUGAAGGACUCGAGGAAGAAGGAGAAGUUGCUGUGGAGCCAGCUGCGGGUGGUAGAUGCCCUUCAGGGCUUCCUGGAGCACGUGGACAUGCCUGUGAACACUGAAGAAGAAAUCCGGGCUGAAGCCGGAGCGGCCCAACAGCUCUGGAAGGACCUGAGGGCUGAGCACCAGAAGCAGGUGGAAGCUAUUGAGGCUGCCGUGCCGAAGGCCCUAGAGCAAUUGGAGGCCGGCAAGAGGAAGCAGGCUUCAUUGGGGAGUGCUCUGAGGCAGGCUCGGGCCAAAAGGCGGGCUUUGGAGGAGUGGAGGAACGUGGCCCAGGCCCAGCGGAGGCGAGAGCAGGAAAAGCGAAGGCAGCGCUUAGAGGCUGGAGCCCAGGCCCAGAGGGAACACCUGGAGAAGGCCAACAAACGCCGGGCACAAGCGCUGACUCUCCAGUACGAAGAGCAGAAGAGCGCGCAGAGGCUUGGCACCUUCCUAGGGCUUCUGGAGAUGCUGCAUGGUGCUGAGGGGGAUGGAGGAAGCGGAAACCUCUUUGGAAGUCCAGCAAGCCUCCUGCAGUAACCCCUCCUGCCUCCACAAAGGCAUGGCCAAUACAGCUGACAGCCCUUUUUUUCUUUACCAAGAUUAAUGAGGGGGUGGGCACCACCCCCUGCAGAGAUUCCCCCCCCCCCAGGCUCUCUGCACAGACCACCAGGAAGAGACCACUCAGAACAAAGACUUUAGCCUCCCCAAAGGCCCCUGGCUUCAAGGCUUCCCAUCCUCUGUGAACUUCCUCUUCCUAAAUGAAAAGCCUUCAGCUGAAUAUACAGGUUGCAAGUUAGGACAUGACCUGCCUUCUUCAGAUUUAUCAGUAUACAGCAUUAUGCCUACUCUGUAAAGCAAAUCUGUUGUAUGCUUCCAAGAGCCAAUAAACGAUCCAUUUCCUUCUGUUCUCUCAACUUUUUUUUUUCAAAAUAAAGGAAAAGAAUUUGUUUAACAUUU
Molecule: messenger RNA, 1131 nt
Organism: Trichosurus vulpecula (common brushtail)
Lineage: Eukaryota; Metazoa; Chordata; Mammalia; Diprotodontia; Phalangeridae
Product: ZW10 interactor-like
Exons: 2
Coding region: 10-711 (233 amino acids)
Biological process (GO): establishment of localization in cell; mitotic cell cycle checkpoint signaling; mitotic sister chromatid segregation
Cellular component (GO): nuclear body; dendrite; cytosol
Source: RefSeq, a predicted model, not a curated record